Messenger RNA from Xenopus laevis (African clawed frog), 3095 nucleotides. RefSeq names its product G protein-coupled receptor 160 L homeolog (gene gpr160.L). Gene Ontology annotation, biological process: G protein-coupled receptor signaling pathway; signal transduction. The record is from RefSeq and is a predicted model, not a curated record. Gene Ontology annotation, molecular function: G protein-coupled receptor activity. The transcript has 3 exons. Lineage: Eukaryota; Metazoa; Chordata; Amphibia; Anura; Pipidae. Gene Ontology annotation, cellular component: signaling receptor complex; membrane; plasma membrane. The coding region runs from base 734 to 1753 and encodes 339 amino acids.
AUAGCCCUGGUGGUACAUUUGGUGAUCAUGUGACUGGCACAUAUGUCUGCGCUUGGAUUUCCUCAUCCUCGCUGUGACACCUCAGAAGCACAGCAGCAGCAACACUUGAGAAGAGUCCAACUCGUGCCUGACAGAGAGAGCCCACCCUGAGUGAACUAUGAGGCAGUGCAGCAGGUGACUCUGUAGAACCCCCGGGGUGUAUAGUUAUUAGGCGGCUCUGCUCCCGCCGGUAGGGGCGUGUUUGAAUGUGGAACACAAGGCAGCGCUAUAUGUUAUGUGUGCUUCAGCCAGGAAUCAGAGAUGAGCUGCACCUGAGUCUUAAGUCCCGUCUUCCUCCUCCCCCCCUCCCGGAGCCGCCCCAUGGUUCUCCCUUGGUGUGUACCUGCUGCGCCUUCUCCAGCGUCACAGUUGCUCUCGCUGAAGCCGCACUUAUCUUUAGUGAGCUUCGGAAUCCGUCAGAAUGUGAGCUCCUGGGGAGACGUACAGUACAGCUGCUUUCCUUAAUAGGUCACACCAGUCAGAGCAAAUCUAAUGCUUAAACAAUGAGGUGUAGGAUGGAGCACACGGUACGCAGACUCUGCAGCAGACGUUUUUAUGAAUCACAACAUGUGUCAGAUCGGCAUGGAUCCUUUUUCAAGUUUGGCUUGGCUUGAGAAAAACAAAAGAAGUUGAAAUGUUGGUGCCUCCUUGUGGCCUCCAAGAUCCAAGAGACUAGUUUCCUUGUACCCAGAGCAUGCCAGAGCCGGAUGCAGUGGAGUGGCCUGUGGCCCUGGAGCCGGACAUGGAGGUAGAAGUGUAUGAGCCCAGCUGUUUACUGAUACUGAUCAUAACUGGCAAGAUCAUAAUGAAUAUAUUUAUUUUUGGGGCCAGACGCAGGAAAGUCCACACAAGCUUCCUGGGAUGCUUCUGUGUCUCGUUGGGUGUUUUGGACUUUGCCCUUUUGGUUACCACUUCAGUUAUCCAUUAUUUCCAGGACUUUGCUAUUUGUGGCAUGAGGUUCACUAACUAUCACAUCUGCCUGUUUACUCAGAUCAUAUCCCAUGCGUAUGGCAUUCUGCACUAUCCAGUCCUAUUAACAGCAGGGCUAGAUUAUUACAUUAGUGUUGUUAAAUCCGUUAAUCUCCACAGGUUUUCUCUUGGCUUCCUGCACGUGUUACUUACCCUGCUCCUGUGGAUGGCAGCACUUUCCUUUGCCCUCUAUUCUUCUGUUCCUCCUCCAGCCUCAGGCCCUGGACUGUCCUCAUACCAGUGCACUUUCUAUGUCAGCAGCCAGACUUACUAUUUAUCAGCCGCAGUGGUGUGUACCAUUGUAUUGAUUCUGGGAAUAUGUUGCUUUGAAGUGGUGGCUUUCAUAAAGUCCAUGAAGCUCAUCUCCUUCACCAACAAGACUGUCCUGCUGUUUUCCUGUGGAGACAAGUGGCCUAUCCAAGGAACUAGACGUCUCUUUACAGCUCUUGUGUUCUCAUUUCUGGGCACUUGGGCUCCAUAUGUCCUCCUUCAAAUUAUUCUCCUUAUUUUGUGUGCUCCAAUCCCGGGUUACAUGGACAUGAAUGUGGCUUGGCUUUAUUUUAUGAACAGCUUUCUUGUGGGAAUGGCCUAUGGCCUUGCGUAUCCUCGCAUUGACCUGACCAGAGAGACCUUUUCCAUAGACCCUUUCAUCAGCUGGAAAUAUUGCAUUCUGCCUUUUAUUGACAUGGACUACAAAGUGGAAGAUUAUUUAAAGGAGCAGUUACAUCCAUUUAUGAUCGUUUGAUUCAUUGCGGGUUCCAUACUACAGACUGUCAUACUUAUUCAGUGUAAAGGUGGCCAUAGACGCACCAAUAUCGUACGAAGCAAAUUUUCGUACGUGUAUGACGUGAGACGAGCCGACCGAUAUCAGCAGAAGACUUGGAUAUUGGUGACUCGUCGAUCGGGGUGGCCAGAAAAUUUGCCUUUGAAGGCACCUGAACAUCAGCCAUUGUUAGUGCUGAACACGCGCUACACGUCCGUAUUGAAAUCAAUGAUCUUUCCUGCGACCAGUGGUUACAAGAAUGAUUGUAAUUGUUACAUCUACGGCCAUCUUUAAACAGGAAAACUACUCUCAGGUUCUUUUUUUUACUAGAUGUUCAUAAAUAUGGUGUCUGUACUCCAAUGUCUAUUGCUAUUGUCAUACAGAGGAUACUUUCUUCUGCUAUUUACAUUUUUUAAAGGAGAAAUAAAGGCUUGGUAAAAAAAACAAACCAAGGUAAAUUAACUCAAGGUAUCCCCUUUGCAGCACUUUUGCUGUUUUGUUUCCUCCAACACCUGCUACAAGUCAAGGAUACCACACCAUUUUUCUUUUUUUCCCCAAAAUGUUAUUGUGUUACCAUUUAAUUAAAAAAAAACUGUUAGAAAGGCAUUACAGGGUAUCAUGUAUUGUUUACAUGUGUGUCAUGUGCUAUCUUUGUUGAUCCUUGUCAGCAGAUGGGGUCUUCCAGAUAAUGGAUCUUUCUGUAAUUUGGAUCUUCAUACCUUAAGUCAUGUAAACAUUAAAUAAACCCAAUAUUUAAAUGGGAUUAAUUAUAUCUUAGUUUGGAUCAAGUACAAGGUACUGUUUUAUUACUACAAAGAAAAAGCGAAUCAAUUUUAAAAAUCUGGAUUAUUUGAUGAUAAGUCUACGGGAGCCAGCCUUUCCGUAAUUUGGAGCUUUCUGGAUAAUGGGUUUCUGGAUAAAGGAUCUCAUACCUGUAUAUUCCACAGAAUUAAGAGGGUUGGGUGGUAUUGAGGUUGGCAUUGCACGGCAUUCUGCACCCAUAUCUUAUGGCCUGGCUCUGACCACCUGUAGUGGUAAAACCUGCCUAUUAUAGUUUAUUACAGCAUGGGAAGCCAAUAUUAGAUCCCAUAGAUGACAAAUCCCUGAUCUCUAAAAUAAGAUAAUUCAAUUAAUGAUUCAAUUAAUAGUGAUUAACUCCUGGUUUGCCUUCAAUUGUUGUUGGCGCUGUGGGUUUAACCUAGAAUAAAAUAAUACAUUUUCUUUACAAUUGAACAAUACACCUUGGGUGGCUGUAGAGUCUGAGUAUUUAUUUAUUUUAAGAGUUAAUCUUUUUCUUUCAAAUAAAAAAAAAAAGGUUAAAAAA